Molecule: messenger RNA, 1650 nt
Organism: Pyrus x bretschneideri (Chinese white pear)
Lineage: Eukaryota; Viridiplantae; Streptophyta; Magnoliopsida; Rosales; Rosaceae
Product: nucleolar GTP-binding protein 1-like
Exons: 14
Coding region: 111-1445 (444 amino acids)
Biological process (GO): ribosomal large subunit biogenesis
Cellular component (GO): nucleolus
Molecular function (GO): RNA binding; GTPase activity; GTP binding
Source: RefSeq, a predicted model, not a curated record
GGGAAGGGAAUUGUAAGAUAAAAGUCGAUAAACCUCCAAAACCCCUCCAUCACUCGGCCAGUGCUUUUCCCUAACCAAAUACAUGAGAAGCUGAAUUCCGCAGGAAAGGGAUGAGCAGGGCUUCUACUCUCUUCCAAUUGUGGCAGACCCCAAUCAGAUUGCCGCUCGCAAUCUCUAAAAUUUCAAAAGGUCCGCACUUGAUACCGAGUGCCAGAAGUUAUCCAGUACAGUGCUUCUGCAAGGAAAUACAAACUAGCACAUACGAAGUUGUCAAGGGAAGCUAUGUACCUUCACCUGUUGUAAAACCAGAGAGCAAGGCGAAGGAAAAAUCACUCGAAAAUCUUGAAGAUGUUGGUGCAUUCCAAAAGCUACCCAUGGUGAUGCCGUCUGUUGACAUUCUGUACUCAGCACUAAGGAAGGCUAAGAGGAUUACACCAACAAAGGGUAUUGCCAAUAUUGCAAAGCGAGAGAGAAAUAGAGGUGCAAGGCAACUUGAUGCAUUGAUGAAAGAAUUGGCAAUUCCGUUGAGAACUUAUUCAGAGAAUUUUCCAAAUAAAAAGUAUCUUCACCCUUACGAACGGUCUCUUAUUGAAUUAACUCUUGGGGAUGGAAAUUAUGAACAGGUGUUGGGAAAGGUUGAUGCUUUGAGGAAGAAGGUUGUGUCUAUUGGAAAGGAACAUGCAUCUCUUUGUGCUAAGUCAACGACGAAGAAGGAAGCAGAGGCAAGACUAACUGAGGGUAUAAAGAAAGUCGAAGAGACAUUUAAUCGUGAAGGAAAACAUGUCGAUGAUUUGUUACACAUAGCCAAGACCCUGCGAGCAAUGCCAGUAGUUGAUCUAGAAGCACCGACACUGUGUCUUGUUGGAGCUCCUAAUGUCGGGAAGUCAUCUUUGGUCCGUAUACUCUCUACUGGGAAGCCUGAGAUCUGCAACUACCCAUUCACAACAAGAGGAAUACUAAUGGGUCAUAUUAUUUCAAGCCAUCAGACUUUUCAGGUGACAGACACUCCUGGCCUGCUGAAGAGAUGUGAUGAGGACAGAAAUAAUUUGGAAAAAUUGACACUUGCUGUCCUCUCACAUUUACCGACCGCAAUUCUCUAUGUCCAUGACCUCACUGGGGAAUGCGGGACCUCACCUUCUGACCAGUUUGUCAUAUACAAGGAAAUAAAGGAGAGGUUUGGUGAGCAUCUGUGGCUUGAUGUUGUGUCCAAAUGUGAUCUGUUGCAAAAGUCUCCAGUGCUAUUUGCCACUGAUAAUGGUGAUGAUUCUGAUCUUAAGCUGGAAAGGUACCGGAAGUUGGGUCCCGACGGAGCUAUUCAUGUGUCAGUGAUGAAUGAAGUAGGGCUCGCCGAGUUGAAGAGUAGAGUGCAUGAGAUGCUGGAUUCUCAGAUGACAAGGAUCCAAGUUCAAGAAAGCAACAAAGAAAAGCUUAAAGUUGUUAGUUGACAACUUGAGAGAGCAUUUUCUGAAGUUCAAAAGAGAAACCAAUUGAGUACGCUGCUUCCGAACAAGCCGAAGUCUGAAGACCUGUAGCAUGCAAGUGCUUGUAUAUAACACACUGCUGACUUCUCACACUUUUUUGGUCCCUUGUCAUCGUGAUGAUCUAUUUAGGCAUCCAAGACGAUUCGGAGAAGCUGAGUUGAUUGCCUUA